Messenger RNA from Linepithema humile (Argentine ant), 479 nucleotides. RefSeq names its product Accessory gland protein 62F (gene Acp62F). NCBI's taxonomy places the organism in Eukaryota, Metazoa, Arthropoda, Insecta, Hymenoptera, Formicidae. The record is from RefSeq and is a predicted model, not a curated record.
UGCUUGCAGCUCGCGGAUAGUAGUCUCAGUCGAGAAGUAAAGUGUUAGACCAUUAACGAUGUCUCGCGCUAUUUUCGCAUUGUUCGUGAUCGGAGUGCUUUUCAGCAUGACUACUGCCCAGCAGUGCCCAGCAAAUCAGGAAUGGAACCCUUGCGGAUCAGCAUGUCCACCAUCAUGUAAUUUGUCGCCCCAUCGACCUUGCACAUUGCAAUGCGUACCAGGAUGUCAUUGCAAAGAAGGACUCUUACUCAAUGCUAAUGGACAAUGCGUGUCUCCUCAGAAUUGCUAAAGAUUAACCAAUGUAUCUGCUUAAGGAACAACCAAUUAUGUUAACAUUUUAAGAUUCUCAUAAAAAUUUGAACAAAAAAGUAACUUUGUAAACCAUACCAGUGAAUAUACGAAUAUAUUAAUUGUAAUUAGAUGUAGUUGUUCGUUUACGCACUUGUUACUUAAUGACAAUAAAUAGUUAAUUAAAAUUA